UGGGGGGCAGGAAUCCAACCAGUUCUUAUUCAAAUCACCACAUCACCUGCAGCCUCCAAUCACCUGCUGUGUGGGCGGGGCCACAGAGUAUAAGUGUCCCAGGUGAGCAGCAGGUGAAGCCACGGAGCAGUAGCAGCAUGGAGCCCUUUGGUCUGUCCCCCCCCCCAGCGUGUGGACGCUGCCUCCCCCAGCAGGAGCUUCCCUCUCUGGGUCUGGAUCUGUCUGACUUCAGCCUGUACAGCCCCCCAGCUCCACCCGGCUGCAGCUCAUCCCCGUGGUUCCAGCCGUGCAUCGGAGGCCCGGACCAGAACCUCCAGACGGGGGCCCCCCCAGGCCUCCCCCCGGGCCUCCCCCCGGGCCUCCCCCCAGGCCUCCCCCCGGGCCUCCCCCCAGCCUUCAGAGACCUCCUCCUCCACGGCCUCCAGGGCUCGUUGCUGUUCAGCGGCCCCUGGUUCUCCAUGUCCCCCACGGACGACGUCCUGAGCCUGGUCCGGCCCCCGUACUCGUACUCCGCCCUCAUCGCCAUGGCGAUCCAGAGCUCGCCGCAUCAGCGUCUGACCCUGAGUCAGAUCUACCGCUACGUCUCCGACAACUUCCCCUUCUACAGCCGCAGCAAAGCCGGCUGGCAGAACUCCAUCCGACACAACCUGUCCCUCAACGACUGCUUCCGCAAAGUCCCGCGGGACCAGAAGGACCCAGGUAAAGGAAACUACUGGACCGUGGAUCCAAACUGUGAGAAGAUGUUUGAUAACGGGAACUUCCGUAGGAAGAGGAAGAGGAAGGCCGACAGCGAGAAGCCUCCCUCCUCCUCCUCCUCCUCCUCCUCCUCCUCCUCCUCCUCCUCCAAACGUCCCAUCAUGCACUGCAGCAGUGACACUGACCUUCCUCCUCUUCUCUCGGAUGCUGAAAGCUUCCUGUGUCACCUCCAGGACUCCUUCCUCCCCCCUGCUCCUCCUCCUCCUCAGUCCAGGGUGCAGGCUCUGCAGCAUGAGGAGGUGCAGGAGGAGCGUCUCCUCUCUGGGCUCUUCUCUGACCCUCUGCUCCUCCUCUGA
Molecule: messenger RNA, 1052 nt
Organism: Mugil cephalus (flathead mullet)
Lineage: Eukaryota; Metazoa; Chordata; Actinopteri; Mugiliformes; Mugilidae
Gene: foxi3a
Product: forkhead box I3a
Exons: 3
Coding region: 138-1052 (304 amino acids)
Biological process (GO): anatomical structure morphogenesis; regulation of transcription by RNA polymerase II; cell differentiation
Molecular function (GO): RNA polymerase II cis-regulatory region sequence-specific DNA binding; DNA-binding transcription factor activity, RNA polymerase II-specific
Source: RefSeq, a predicted model, not a curated record